Messenger RNA from Brassica napus (rape), 1198 nucleotides. Its product is annotated as transcriptional regulator TAC1-like. The transcript has a single exon. Lineage: Eukaryota; Viridiplantae; Streptophyta; Magnoliopsida; Brassicales; Brassicaceae. The record is from RefSeq and is a predicted model, not a curated record. Bases 237 to 656 code for a protein of 139 amino acids.
UAAAGCUAACAUGUAAACCAAUAAAAUAACUAAUCACCACAUAAUUAAGCCAUCUAUACAUUUUGUCGGCUAAUUAAACAAGAAAAUGUCAGCAUUGACUUUAACUAAUCACAAUAUAUAUUUAUUAUUUAACCGUUGAUCGAACAUCACCUUGUGAUUUAUCAAAGUUACAUCUCUUCACAAAUUAAAACACUCCCUUUAUACUAAUUUUUAUAUCCUCUCGAUCAUAUACAAAAAUGAAUAGAAAAUACUCGGAUCGUCGAUCAUAUUCAUGGUCUGGACAAGCAAGACCAUACAUAUGCGAAUUUUGCGAGAGGGGUUUCUCCAACGCACAAGCUUUAGGAGGGCACAUGAAUAUCCACAGGAAAGACAGGGCAAAGCUGCGACAAGCGAACCUAAAAGAAGAUGACCGUGAAGACUCCACAUGCACCACUUCGAGAAAUCGGUUCGAGCAAGACCUGACUGAACUGCCUUUCUUCGUUGAUUCCACGGUCGGUUCAUCAACAAAACAAGACAAAAAUACAAGUGGAGACUAUUUGGGAGGUGAAGAGAAGAAAAUGAUGAAACUUCAAAAUGCUUUGUCCCACAGUGCAGAAGUGAUAGAUCUUGAGCUUCGUCUAGGACUAGAUCCUUAUAAGAAAUCACCAAGUACGUAAUAAUGUGAAUAGUAUAAUCACCAAGUAAAUAUUCCCUCUAUUUCAAAAAGAUAGAUGUUUUAGAAAAGAAAAUUGUUUCACAAAGAUAGAUAUUUUAUGUUUUCUACGAAAAAAUUGUAAAAUAAAAAAAAAUUAAUUGAUUUUAUUAAAUUAUUAUUGGUUAAAAGAUAUUGAAAAAUUGAAAAUUUCAUAAAACGAUACAUUUAUUAUAGUGAUUUAAUAUGUUUUCUUAAUAUGUGUGAAAACGUUAGAAAAUCUAUCUUUGUGAACCGGGGGGAGUAUCUAAUAAUCUGAAUAGUUAGAAUUUGUUUUGUUCGUUUGAUUAUUUAUAGAUGUCUUGAUAUUACAAUAAAACUAACAUUUAUGUACGUAAAGUAUCUGAUUUUGAUGCGUUUUUAUCAUUAGUUUGUUAACACAAUGGUUUAUCAUCAUAUUAUACGAAAUAAAUUAAUGAUUUCGAAAGGAUCAAUAAAAUUAAUAUAAGAAUCAUGCCUCGAAUCAGAGGCUUAUAUCAUUUAUUUUAGGGUUUCUACUACGAUCGG